Radiomyces spectabilis is the source of this 2086-nucleotide messenger RNA. RefSeq lists its product as uncharacterized. The record is from RefSeq and is a predicted model, not a curated record. Gene Ontology annotation, molecular function: oxidoreductase activity. The coding region runs from base 69 to 1874 and encodes 601 amino acids. Gene Ontology annotation, cellular component: plasma membrane. NCBI's taxonomy places the organism in Eukaryota, Fungi, Mucoromycota, Mucoromycetes, Mucorales, Radiomycetaceae. The transcript has 3 exons.
CGGCGUUUGAAAAAUUACCAAAAUAGCUGGGUUCGUCUUGCAACUCCUUUUUCUGUUCGUUUCCCGUUAUGGCUAUGGUCAAUCGCCAAAAGUUGCUGUGGGCAGCUGGCCUCUUCACAGCAUCGGUCUUUUUGAUUCGGUACCUGUUAUCAGUAUCCAUGUCGCUCUCGUUUGCACCCAAUGACGCAGCCGAUACUGACACCCCAGCGGACGGCACGGUGAUUACUCGCUACCAAAGAGAUUACAGUACCCUUUUGAUCUACUGUAGCCAUCUGUUGUUCAUCUAUAUGACUGUGUGCUUGUACAAAUGGUGGCAACACAAAUAUUGGUUCAAACAUGGCGGCCGAGCAAGGGAUCGCUGGUACUAUCGCUGGCGUCGCUGGGUCGGUUACGAAUGGUGUUACCUAGGCACGACAUGGAGUUUCGAUCGUCUAUUGCAGAUUGGAGGAUUGUGGCUCGUCAACUAUUACCAGCUGCUGCGAGAUCUGGUGAUCGAUUAUCCUCACCGCACUUUGGCCGAUAUGGAGCGGCAAGAACUCGCGAAUCGCGCCGCCCAGCUAGCUCUCGUCAACUUUACAGUCUGUGUGUUGCUUUCUGUACGCCGAUCUUUGUUAUGGAGAAACGCAGCUUACGAUCAAACCAUCCGCUGGCACAUGUGGUUUGGCCGCUUUGGCAGCCUCUUUGCCAUCUACCACGCCUGUUAUCAGAUCUCGAGAAAUUACGCUCGUCACGAUGGUCAGCUAUUGCAGACUUUCACAUCCAAUGUACGCUACAUGACAGGUACCACGAUGUUCUUAUGCGCUUUCGUGCUCGUUUUUGGGUCCCAUUCGCUCGUGCGUUCGCUAUCGUAUAAUUUGUUUCGGUUAUUGCAUCUUGGUGCCUUUCUCGGUUUGUUGGCGGUCGGGAUCUGGCAUCAUUGGGCGUUUUUGAUGCUGUAUGCGGUCGCUCUGGGUUGCUGGCUCGUUGACGUUGUGCAACGGUAUUUCCUAGACUCAGCACCGACACGCAUCGUAUCCAUGGAAGCAAUGUCUGGAAAGAUUGUCAAAUGCAAAAUUGAGUUGCCUUACUCUAUGUCUCGGUUCGUACCUGGGGAAAUGGUAUACUUGUCCAUCAAUCGAUCGCGGUUCGGUCACUGGAUGUAUUCUCAUCCAUUUUCGAUUUGCUACAUGGAAACCUAUGAGAUGGAAGAAGUACCGGAAAAUGAGACAGCUGCUGGGGAUCUCCUGAUCAAGCAGGGCAAGCGGACGGUGUUAACGUUUUGCAUUCGAGCCACUGGAAAACGGACCCAAGCAUUGUAUCGUUUAGCGCAAGCUCAGCAAGACAUGGAUCGUGUCACCCUUCGUGUCAGCCAACCGGUGGGCUGGCCGAGAUUGACAAGUGCUGGGCAUAGUUACGGCGAUUAUGAUAUGGUAGUCCUUGUGGCGGAAGGUAUCGGUAUUACGCCGUGGAUAUCGGUGAUGCAAUACUUGUGCGAAUGUUCACGAACGCUCCACACCAGCAAAGUGUCCCUUAUCUGGAGCAUCCGUACGCCAGCUACAUUACAUGCUUUUGACGAAAUGCUGCAACAGCUGCAGUCCCUAGCCGCCAACCAUCUCAUGAUCUCGUUUGAUAUUUUCCUCACACGCACAUUAUCAGCGGAAGUAGAAGAGGAAAAUAUCAACCUAUCCCCUGCAUGUCGCCUUCACUACGGUUAUCCUGAGUAUUAUGCGCUUUUCAAAGAACUCCAGAUGCAAGAUUCAGAUUACUCGCAGGUGGCUCUGGGUGUUUGUGCGCAUAACGAAACCAUUAGUCUGUGUGGCAAUCUUGCAAGAAGCGCCGAGUUUAGCAAUUCUCAAACGUUAUGGACAGUUCAUUCUGAGCGGUUCCAACUGUAAAAGUGUAUAUAUAUCAAUCCAUCGAUAACAUAGAAGCGUGGAAAACAUACGAUACCCGCGUCACUCCCGUGACGGACGAUUCUACGUUUAAUUUAUUACUAGUCUAUCCCUUAUAUCCAUUUCCCUACCAUUAUAUUUCAUUGUACUUUAUGCAUUUAGCUUAUUUAUGGGGCUUCCAAGCUAAACUGGAUAAAGAAAACUCAACAUCGAUC